AUGGGUUUUCACCGUUUCCAACUCCCAUUCGAGAGGCCAUUUUUGUGCUGUAUCUUUCCUCAAUCAUCUUCACGGCUCGACACGAUGGGUCGUCAUAAUCCGAAUUGGUCCGAUUGGCUCUUUCGCCUCGUUUUCUCACUGCACCCAUACGACGUCCACUUCCCAGUUUUCGUUGCCAUCUCGUCUCACCGCCUAUUCUCCGCUUGGCCGGUUCCAGACCUCUUUGCGCUUAGGCCUCGAAUCCAUCCGUGCUAUGUGGGAACACACCACGAGUCGGUGUCCGACGUCCACGCCAGCAUUUGCUGUCCGCAGAAGUCGUCGAACCUUGUCUUCUCGACCUUGUUGAGGUGUCGGAAAGACCUGGGUACAUGUUAG
Messenger RNA from Protopolystoma xenopodis, 375 nucleotides. The record is from the annotation of a GenBank genome assembly. Lineage: Eukaryota; Metazoa; Platyhelminthes; Monogenea; Polystomatidea; Polystomatidae.